UGGGUGCAACUGCAGCGACUAAUUUUGGUAAAAAAUUGCUUAAAAUUGUUUGAAUUUGGAUGUUUUUUCUCUUCUAAUUUCCCUAUCUGGAAAGGCUGCUUUUGUAUGAGUUGAAUCAGCUGUGAUAGUCGCAUCGUAUAGAAGAACCAUGCGUCUGUUUUCCCGUUAUUACGCGGCGCAAGCGGUGGCCAGCACGGCCGAGGAGUGCGGAGUGCCAACCAAGAGCCAGCAGCAGCGUCUCCCCAAACCACAGCUGCGCAAUACCCUGGCCACGGCCACCAAGAAACACGCCAUCAUCUGCUUCGCGGUGGCCAUUACGGCGUGUCUCAGCUAUCGCUACUUUAUUGGGGAGCCACGCAAGAAGAAAUACGCAGAAUUCUGGAGAACCUUCGACUCGCAUGCGGAUUUUAAGCGAAUGGUGAAGGCAGGCGUGUUCGAGAACAUCACUAUGGCCGACUUUGACGAAUAUGAACAGGACUUACUGAAGAAGCUGAAGGAGCGCAAGGGAUAAAAAGGCCGUUGGAAAAUAGCGGAUGAAUGGCUUUUUCCUGAAGUAUAAUCACGGAAGGAUUGCCAGAUUUUAACGUUGCAUUUGUGUGGUGCGUGACGCUUCGUGGUGUGUUUAUUCAGGCCGUUUUAUUUUAAUUUGUUUGUUCGAAAGAGUUGCGAUUGUACAGCUGAUCAGUUUCACUUCGAAAUGGGUGAAAUGUAACCGGAAAUGAAAUAAAGACGAAAGUCUGUUUACGAA
Paramacrobiotus metropolitanus is the source of this 748-nucleotide messenger RNA. Its product is annotated as cytochrome c oxidase subunit 6C-like. The record is from RefSeq and is a predicted model, not a curated record. Bases 149 to 511 code for a protein of 120 amino acids. The transcript is spliced from 3 exons. NCBI's taxonomy places the organism in Eukaryota, Metazoa, Tardigrada, Eutardigrada, Parachela, Macrobiotidae.